AUGAAUCAGAGGUCCUCCUUUAGCCGAACUAAAGAGCCGAGGAGGGAAAAAAUCAUCCGAACACGACGUGACGAAGAUGAGCGAUCUCAUGGAGACGAACCUCCCACUCGGCGUAGUUCUACAGAACGGCCAAAUUUAUCACAUGCGACGUCAUAUACUAGAUUCAAAGAGAAUUAUAUCGAAAAAUCGCGCUCAAACAGCAAAGAAAGUCAAGGUAGUCUUGUGUUCCGGCGACAAGAUCGUGUCAAACCUCAGUCGAAUUUUUCUAAGGGAACAAGUAGAGAAGUUUCGCCAGGACGUGUACCACACUCCGAUUCAAUGAGGAACGAGAGGAACGAGUUUUCCGGACGUUUAAACUACGGUUCCUACUUCAAUCGAAAUAUGACACCUCGUGACCGAGAUUUUGCAUCUAAGCGUUCAGGACAUUUUGAUAACAACCACAUUAUUGAUGAUGGGAGAUUAAAAAGUUGCUUACACCGUUUACUUAGAGAUGAAGAUAGAGAACGUCAGGCAAGUCUUAUGCGACAAUUAAGGAUAUAUUUUGAGCAUCCAGAAAACUACAAGACUAUUCAAUCAAACAAAGAAGAUAUUAUUUCAACCUUUGAAGACUUCAUUCAAUUAGGCUUGAAUUUUGAACUAAAACAAGAAUUCAUUUCUGCUGUUGGCACAUUAGGUGCUGUUUUAGGUGCUAAAGCUAAAAGUUUGCUUGAUUGGGAGUUCACUGUAAUCAGUAUGUCGAAAAGUGAAGAAAUCAAGAUUUUAAUUCUGAAAGCUGUUUUUGAAAUGUUGAAGAUUGAUGCUGAGAAGAAAAGUAUCAAUGAACAUGUGCCUUUUGUGAUGUCACGAUUGCAGUCUGCUUUAGAAAUAGCUGAUGUACCUGAAUUAUUGAUUGCAAUAGUAAACGUGAUAUUUGAAAUUGCCAAUGCUUAUCCAUCAGUUUUCUCAAAGCAUUUUAGUGAUACUGUGGAUAUUCUCAUUGGUUGGCAUAUUGAUUCUACUCAACAGCCUUCUGUAAUUGAGUUUACUUCUAAUACUUUGAUUGGUUUUCAACAAUUUUGGAUUUCAGACAUUAAUUUUACACUCACUCUUUUGGGACAAUUUCUUGAAGACAUGGAAUCUUAUGCGGAGGGUUUGCCCAAGAGUAAACCUCAACCUAAAAAGUCUGUUAUGUAUCUUAAGGAGCUAGCUCAGUCAAAGUUGAACUUAUCAAGUAGCACUGAGAGUCAACCUUGCUCUCCCGAAGAAAACCUUGCGAAAAUUAAAAGUUUAAUAAGAGUGUUAAUAACAGUUCUGAAAAGUAUUGGAGAUUUAGUUACUCCUGAUGAAAAUGGUCCUCUCACUUGGACAUUCGUUGUUGAGAUGCUGAGAAAUUUUUUGAAAUAUGUGAUAACUACUGCUGAAUAUAAUUAUUACUAUGACCUCAUGACUUCAGCUAAUGAAUGUUUGAACCUUUUGCUCAAACUUGCUCAGUCACAUGCUAAAGAUGCCCUUGAUGAGCUAAUCUCUUACAUUGAUUUGCUGCAAGAAAGAGAUCCUAAUUUAAGUGAAUCUCAUCUGAUUUCCAUUCUGUAUGUAAUGAUAUGGUUUGUAAAGACUCUCGGCACUUUUCUUCCAGUAAAAUUUAUUAGUCGACUUUUUUCGCCCAAGUCUCUAUCCAGGAAACUUAGAUUUUCACCUUCACCUCAUGUGCAGAGAUUGCUUUUUGAACUGUAUCAUAUUGUACUAGCUGUUAAAAAUGUCCAAGUUGUUGAAGAAUUUUACAAAUGUAUCACAGUAGACAUUAUGGAAGCUCACAGUGUAAUAUUGAAGGCUUGUGAUGACAAUGAAAUGAAGUCAUUUGCAGCAAAGACAGCUGAAGCUUCUCUUUUAUCAAGUCUUUGUGCUCUGGUGGAAAUUGGAAAUGCAAAGCACUCAUUGAUUAGAAUGUUCGCAUUGAAACCCAGUUUUUUUGACCUUAUGAUAAAUCAUUUAAAACCUACUGCUCCAGAAUUGGCGAAAAAUUUUCCUGUUUUGCAGUCAACUAUACUGUACAUAUUAUAUUCUCAUUUUCGUAGGCACUCUCACUUUGCAAACAACAGUAUUCUUGUUAAUCCUGACUCAACAACUUCUCCAAUUUCAACAUCUGGUCAUAAUUCUCCUAUAAUGACAGAUGUUCCUCCUCCUGUUUCUAGUAGUGGCCAUUUAGGGAGUAUCAUUAAGAUGUUAAUACAACUUUUGGAAGGUCAAUAUAAUUCCUAUGAUAGCAGGCUUCUUGCAGCAGAAUGGACUGAAGAAAUAUUAAAACAAGUUCAACACCACCUCAGUCGUCUUGUUCAAAAUACCUGUUUUGAGGAUUUGCUCCGUGCUGUUUUAAAUGCCUGUUUUCUGAAUGACACAGUUCUAUCAAAAAUUUGUUGCAAGAGUUUGCAUAUAUUUUUGAAGUCCGCUGCAUCAGUAUUGUCUGAAAGUACUCUUCAAAGGUGUUAUGAUAUAUGUGUCUUGCGAUUAAACAGCCAUGAUGAUGAAUUACAGGAACUAUUUAUUUCUAUCUUAUCCUUACUACCAAUAGAUAUCAUUUUAAUGAGCAGUUCUUUUAGUGUUCUCAAAAAUGGCUAUGUACAUAGUGUUUCAAAAGAUGCAGAUUCUUCAUUCAAAAGCUGUGUUUCAAUUUCUGAUAUAUGGUCAAUGUAUCGUGGUUACAUGAGUCGAUCUUCUGCUGGAAACUUUUUCAGCCAUCAGUUUCGAAUGAUCACAAAUUUUUUAUUCCAAGGAAAAGAUCCUCCAGAAAAACAGUGGCUGUUGCAAAUGUUUCACAGCUGUCCCCCGCCAGAACGCCAGUGUCGAAUCGACUCUUUAAUUAGUCAGCUAGUUGAUAGCUCCAAUUCUGCUCUUUGGUUUUGGGCUGUAUGGGAAGUUGCUCAAUUAUGUGUUACAUCAAAACUGCGCACUCCUUUAGGCAAGCCGCAAGAAACUUUUAUGGCAAUUGAAGCUGCUUUAAAAAGUGCAGCAAAGUCAUCUAAGAACCAAGAUGAUGCUUUCAUUGGCAAUUCCAAUCAAAUGGUGCUGCUUAGAAUCAAUUUAUUAUUGUCUCUGAUGGAACAUCUAGAGAAACUUAUGUAUAAUGCUUAUGAAGGCUGUGCAAUUGCUUUACCCUCGCCUGCAAAAAAUGUACGUACCUUUUUCCGAACCAAUAAAUCAACUUGUCAUGAGUGGUUAAGCCGGGUCAGAUCUACUACUGUUGUUGUUGCUUUGAAUGCAGGCUGUCCCGCUGCUGUAAUUCGCCAGGGAUUUGAAAUAUUGCAGGAACUUAAUAAUAAUGGAAAUGCUCAGGGCUCUGAGUUUGAGAAUAUAUUAUAUGCAGUUACUCGAGCACUCAUCCAAUUACAAUGCCCUGAAGGUGUCUUGGGAUUGUAUAUUUGGUGUAAAGAAAAUAUUGGGCGCAAAUUUAAUUGGAUGAAAGCAUCGGUUGAUUGUGCUGCUGGAAAGCUAGAAAAUGCUGUUCAUGAGUAUCUUUGUAUUUUGCAAUCUCUGUCAGAAAAUCUUAGUCCUCAAAAACAUGUUAAGGAAAAAGAAGACAUAAAUAAGAUCAAUGACAAAAUCAAAAUAGGACCUGCAUCAAAUAAUUCUGAAGAAACAAGAAAUAAAAUGAAUAUGAAUGAAUUAGGAUUAAGUAAACAUCAUGUAGAUGUUCAUCUUCAUGCUUUCUUGUUAAAUCAGGUGAUUGAAUGUUAUAUCAAUUUGGGAAGUUGGCCAGAAGCUGCUAGGUGGGCAGAAUUUCUAGAUAAAGUCAAAUUUAACCAAAAUGGAGUAAAUGUGCAUAGCCCUUGGAGCAACAACAAUCUUUCUUACUUGAGUUGCUUGUCAUCAUUUGAAGAAAAGACUUUCGGCUGUGGCAAAGAAGAAUUUUCUGUCGUUGAUGAUUUAAAAUUAAACAGUGAACCACAAAACUCAUUUUCAUGGACAAUAACAGAGCAGUUCAACAAAGCUCAAAGUCUUCUUAUGUCUGCAGCUCUUGAGUAUGAUAGACAUUGUAAGGCACCAGAUUAUUUAAAAUUGAUUCCAGACAAGAUAAAUGAAGCAAAAGAUGAGAUUUUUAAACUUAUGAAACUUUCAACAUUUAACUGGCCCCCUCAUGCUGAUGGAAAAGCAUCAUCAAUUUUAUUUAGAGACAAUGUCAAACUGGACCCUUCUGAUUGUUACAGUUCUACUUUAAGUUUUCUGUUGUCUUGGGAAAAUGCAUUUUUGCAUCUCAAUUCUGUAAAAUCUGUUGAAAAAUUUCAAGAUGGUUAUUUUGAUCUUUUAAUGAGUACUGCCAGAUUAUCAAGAAAGCAACAGAAUUUGAAAACAUCCAACAAUUUGGUUUUAAAAGCAUUAGAUUGUCUUUCAAAAUCAUCUCAGUACUGUGGCCUUUUUAAUGUAACUACGUCAGUGAAAGAUGAAAUAUUGGAGAUGAGCACCUUACUAAAAAAUCUUAGAAAUAUUUAUCCUCAGAACCCCAAUGAGAAGCUUUUAAAAGUUCAGAGAGAAGGAGCCAAGUUACUUCGCUGCUUUGGUGAUACUGAUAGCUGUACUGAAGUACUUCUUAAUAGCAUAUCAACUACUGCAAGGCAUCUUCAAGAUCCAAACAACCAUCUACCAAAUUCUGUAUGUAGUCAUCUUAGUGAAUUAAAUUCUAGGUCUAUGCUGAAUUUAGUGAAAUAUAUGUUACAAGAUUCGAAAAAUUUAAGCAAUCAUUUACAAGAUAACUUUGAUCUGUCUUCAUCUCAAGAAAGUCACACAUCAAAGUUGUUGUACAAUACUGUAAAUGAGCUUAAGCAGACUACUGGAAUGAGCGAACUGAACAAAAAUGUCUACUGUGAUCUUCAGCAAGAAAAAGUUGUGAAUGAUUCUGAUUUCCUCCUGGGUCAGUUGCUUCAACUCAGCAUAAAUCAAUGUCCAUCUCUUGCAAAAUCAUGGUGCAAUUUUGCGUCAUGGUGUUAUGGAUGGGGUCGGAAAAUCGUAAAUGUAGCAAAUGGUCCUGUGGCAAUGCUUCCAGAAGAAAGAACAAAAAUAUUUGCUUUGGUACCAAAUGCAUCUAAGGAAGAUAUGGAUGUCUUGUUAAGUAUCAUAACACGCUUGCAUAAUACAUCUGGUGGUGAAUGGGACAAUCAAGAAAUGGAUUGUACUGAAAGUGGAGCUUCUGAAAUAAGAAUUCAAAUUGUUACAAGUUGUCCCUUUCUUUUGAAGCUUGAUAAUAAUGAAGAGGUUAUAGAUAACUUAGUUGAAAUUUGGAAAGAUUUAGUUAGCAGAGCAUAUUCUUAUUAUAGAAUGGCUGCAGUGUCUUACUUGCAGUAUCUGCAGCUGAAUGGAAAAGGUCCAAAUACAGAAAAAUCUGAUGACGACAAUGUUACAGCAACUCUUCGUUUAUUAAGAUUAGUUGUGAAACAUGCAUCUGAACUCAGAGAUGUUCUUGAAGAUGGCCUAGCAGACACCCCGACAGCUCCAUGGAGAGGAAUAAUACCACAGCUAUUCUCACGGUUGAAUCAUCCAGAACCAUAUGUUAGACAAAGCAUUUCAGAUCUCUUAUGUAGAGUAGCCCAAGGUGCUCCUCAUUUGAUAGUUUUUCCAGCUGUUGUUGGUUCGUUGACUUUAAAAGUUGGGCCACAACUUCCUCAAGAGACUUCUGGUCUAUUAGGAGCAUAUUUUUCUGACAGUAUAGAUGAAAAUUCUGAGUCACAAGUAGAAGCUAGUCAAGAUUCUGGUCCAGAUCUACCUCAGCCAGUUACACUUCUGUCAGAUGAAGAAGAUUGCGAAGAAGAUCAUCAAAAAACUGCCAUAAUGCAAAAUUGUUUUGCUGCACUUGUUGAAACAUUAUGUAAUCAAGAUGAAAGAACUAUUUCAGAAGCCAAAAAUCUAAUUCAUGAACUUCACAGAAUAACGUUGCUUUGGGAUGAGUUGUGGCUUGGUACUCUUAACAUGCAUCAAACAGAAGUAAAUAGGCGUUUUCUUAAUUUGGAAAAAGAGAUUGGAAAAGUAAUGAACAAUACUCACCUGAGCAAGGAAGAAAAAAGAGAAAUUAUUAAGGAGAAACACUCUGUAUACGUUAAACCGACUGUAUUUCUUUUGGAGCAGCUGCAGGCUAUUUCUAGUCAACCUGCUGAAACACCACAUGAACAAUGGUUUCAGAAAUCUUUUGAAACAGAUAUAGAACUUGCCAUUAGCAAAAUUAAAGAUCCAUCUGAUCCAUCUAGACCACAAGAUAGUUGGGCUGUAUACAAACAGCUGUACCAAUUACUGCAACAGAAAACUCAACAACAGUCUCGAUCACAUUUAAAUAUGGAUCACAUUAGUCCUGUUUUAGCAUCACUGAAGUCAACUGUAAUCCCAAUGCCUGGAAUAAAUAAAGUAUCUGGUAUGGUUACUGUGCAGUCAGUGCAUCAUGUUGUUUCAAUUUUGCCAACUAAAACAAAACCCAAGAAGUUAGCAUUCAUUGGUUCAGAUGGACAUAGGUACACAUAUCUUUUCAAAGGAUUAGAAGAUCUGCAUUUGGAUGAAAGAAUCAUGCAGUUUCUUUCCAUUGUGAAUAAUAUGUUUUCAAAAAAAAACAGACAUGGAAAAGAAGUGUUUUAUGCUCGUCAUUAUUCUGUGACCCCUCUUGGGCCUCGCUCUGGCCUGAUUCAGUGGGUUGAUGGAGCAACACCUUUGUUUGGAUUAUACAAAAGAUGGCAGCAGCGUGAAGCAAAUUCUGCUGUUUUGAAAGGCCAGAGUAAUAAUAUUGCUGCUGUUUUGCGUCCUUCUGAAGUUUAUUACAACAAAUUAACCCCACUUUUGAAAGAAAAAAGCCUUAACUUGGACAAUCGUAAAGAAUGGCCUCUUUCUGUGAUGCUAGAAGUUUUAAAGCAAUUAAUGGAAGAAACGCCUGACAGUUUGCUAGCAAAAGAACUUUGGUGCUCAUGCAGUAGUGUUCUUGAGUGGUGGAAUGUAACUCAAACUUACAAUCAUUCAACUGCUGUUAUGUCCAUUAUUGGUUACAUAAUUGGAUUAGGAGAUCGCCAUCUGGAUAACGUGCUAGUUGAUUUAUCAACUGGAGAGGAAAGUAGUUUUUGUCACAUUUUAGUGGUACAUAUUGAUUAUAAUGUGUGUUUUGAAAAAGGUAAAAACUUAAGAGUUCCUGAAAAAGUGCCUUUUCGGAUGACUCCAAAUAUUAUGACAGCAUUGGGGCUAACAGGAGUUGAAGGUGUAUUUAGGAUAUCAUGUGAACAUGUUCUUAAAGUGCUAAGAAGAGGUCGCGAAACUCUGCUGACAUUACUGGAAGCUUUUGUAUAUGAUCCCUUGGUUGAUUGGACCCCUGGAAACGAAGGUGGUUAUACUGGUUCAGUGUAUGGAGGAAGACAAACUUGGGUCACUGAAGCUAAACAGACAAGGCAAAGCAUGGAAAUAGACAUUGCUUUGUCUAUGUUUGCCAUUAGAGUUGCUGAAAUGAAGGGCGAAUGGCUCAAAAAUAGGGAUGAGCUUUUAUCAGCUUUUCCAAAGUUAGAAAGAUUGCUUCAGGAGUGGAAAGAAGCACAACAGCAAUUACAAAUAGCCGAAGGAGGACUUCAAGAUGCCUGUCAAGAAAAAGCUUUAUUGGAAGAAGCUCUUGCAAAUUCAAGUCAUAGUUUAUAUGCACUUCCUAAGAGGUAUGAUGAAACAACUAUUGUCAAAACAACUAUUAAUGCAGCCAAAGAAGCUGUUGGCGAAAAAUUACUUGAAUGUAAAAAGUGGCACAGUGUUCAUAGUGAAUCGUUAUCCACAGUAUGUGGUGCAGAAUUAAGUAAAUGGUGUGCUGAUGUAUCAAGUGAUAAAAGUAUGGAUGCAUUAUCUGUCGCUCCGGUAGUAGAAUUUCUUCAGACUGCUGGUCAAGGUCAGCUUGUGCAGCAAUGUGAACAUGCUGAAAGUGAACUUGCUGCUGCUGUUCAACAACGUCGCUUAACUAUGAGAAAUUGUAUUGAACUGUUGACUACUUAUGCUACAAUAAUUUUACAGUUUGGGCCGAGUUAUAAGGAACAGAAUAGAUGCUUCAAGUGGCAACAGUGGCUGGAAAGUUUACUCUCUGAUUUCUCGUCUCUCAAAUGUUUAGAGAUUAUAGCUGAUUUUCGAAAUCAGUAUGGAAGAGAGAGUCCAGAUGCUAUACAGUGUUCUCUUUCUUUAAAUGUGCAGUUCCAAACAGCUAUUUCUGAAAUUAAUGCCAAAACACUGUCGAUUUUAGAACGAAUGAGAGUAGAAGGAGUAGAUGAUAAAUCUUCUGUAAUUGCUUAUGCAGAAGAAGCAAAAUGUGCUGUGAAGCAUUUUCUUACUGAAGCUGGUGAAGCAAGCCACCAAGCUUUCCUUUGUGUAUUAGGUGAAGCUUUAUGUACUAUUAGAAAACAACUUUUUAUGAUGGAAACAGCAGCUGGAGCAUCUGGGGACAGAUUGGUUGAUUUAACAUCUUGGAAUGGUGAUUGGUUUUUGGAUGAGAUUUACAGUACUUCUGGAAAUGUUGCGCAGUACAUCCAGCUUUUGUUAGAAACUAGUGUAAAAAACCCAGAACUGAAGGCAGGUUUGCAAGGGGUUCAGUUAAUCCAUGUUGUUUUUAGCGCUUUAGAGGAUUUGAGUUGGCAUUUUCAAAAUAUUAUUCUUCCUGAAGCAAUUCAAACUGCCCUUGAACCAUCUGUCAUCGAAAUGGUAGCAAAGCUGGAUAGAAUAAUUGCUCGCUGUGGGGUUCCUUUGGAUAAAUUAAUUUCAGAUUUGGAAUCAAAUAUUACAAGUUUAAUUUUGAAAACGCAGGUUGGGGAAAAUAGAGUUUCUGAUACUGUAAAGAAAUUGAGAAAUGAAUUCGAAUCUUUGAUGCAGCGAACAGAGCCCCAAAUUUCAGGUUUAAAUCAUGGACAAAUGCUACUCAUGGGUUUUAAUGGACUUUUUACUAAGAUCGAUUCUGAUUUGGAGGUUCUGCUGUCAUUUUUAGAUAAUCUUGGUAUCCCUUCAAGCUGGCAAAAAUUGGAUUUGUACAGGGAUACUGUUUCACUUUGUCCUGCUGUUCAUCACAAUGCUGCUCGUCCAAUAUUGAAAGACAUAUAUUUUGUAAGGAAAUUAUCAGCUAUGCAGCACUCAUUUCAUGUGUGUCAUAAGUAUGUAUCAUCUUUGCAAAUAAAUCCAAGGGCUGGCAUAAUGGAAAGAGAUGUUAUUCUUGUGUCAGAUCACCAGCUUGUAAAGCCUGUUAAACAAUUCACAGCAGAUUAUGUUCGACAUAUGAUACUUGGCUUGCCUUCUCAAGUAAUUGGUUUUGCACUAUGUUUAUUAAUUACUCAUCUUGGCUAUGAUCUCACUGCUGAAAUUGAAUUGCGAGAUGUUGGAGUAGAAAAUAAAAUAUCAAUUGAAGAAAUUUUGCUAAAAGCCUAUAAAUCUUGCAUUUCUGAAAACUUCUUAGAGUCUCAGCUUCCUCCUCUGAGUACGUUAUUAAGUGCAUUUGAUAAUGCAUGGCGUAAAGAAGAUCUGGCAAGGCGUUUAGAACAAUAUCUUCUUGUUCAUAGAGGAAGCCAUCAACGAGCACAGUUGCAACUUGCUCGCUUUCAAUGGCUUAAUGAAGAUCUUUUAGCUCAAGGAAACAUAGGUCCUUUGCAAAGUUCUGUAUCAUCAAGAGCUUCUGUUAUGUCUGAAAUACGUAAAACUGUUAGUGCAUUGGUGACUUAUGACUGCGUAGUUACAUCUGCUCAUGAACGGUAUUUAUCGCUUACAUCUGGAAUAGAGCAGAGGUUGAAAUGGGCUGCUGGUGCUAACCCAUCAUUGACAGCAGUGCAAGAAGACUUUGAAGUGGCUAUUGCUGCUAAAACAUCCAUCAUUAAUACAAGCAAUCAGCUCUCACGAGAUUUAGUAAGCAUGUGCAAUGCAGUGCUCCAUUUUGAAGCCUUGAGAACAAGGACUACGGAAGCCCUGUCUUCAGAUAACACAUUUUUAGCUCUUAUCAAUAGGUGUAAAGAAGCAUGUGAAUUAGCUGAAAGUUGUCAGAGUCAAAUAAGUAACAUUGAAGAACACCUAAUAUCCUUAAAACCCUUAGAAAAAGAUGGCAUUACUUCAGAAUGGCUGACGUCGGUUAUUAAAAAAGUAUCCCAAUCAUUGAGCUCCUGUAGAGAAAAAUUAGAGCACCAGAAAUCAACAACAAUUCUAUGCUGGGAGUCAUUACAUCUACAUGUUGUGCAUGUUCAUGAUUUAUUAACUGUGCAUCAUAAACUGAUGUCUGAGGUGCGUCAUAUUCUGAGAAAUUUAGCUAAACAUGAAGAGCAAGAACUUGGCAUAGAUUUCAAAGGAGAUGGGCAGAUUCAUCGUUAUAUGGCAUUAUACAAGGAGUUUUCUGAAUGCAUAUCUUCUGUAGUUAGUAAGCUUUUGACGGAUUCCCAAGAAAUUGAAAUUGCAAGUUUAGUUUCAGUUGAAGCAGAAAUCCCUGCUCUUACUGUUACUGCUGCCGAGAUAUACAGUCAGCUUUUAGAUUUAGCUGGUCCUUUGGGAAGUAGGAAAUAUGGUUUGCCAGAGAUAGAAAAUUCAAAACAAAGUAUUCAAGUAAAAAAGAAUCUAUUGUCUCCAAUGUAUGAGCCAUCAGGAAUGCAUUCUCCUGCUAUUAGACCUAAAACACCUUUAAGAACUGGAACGCCAAAGAAAAGCACUGUGAUGAGAGAUCCACGUACUGGAAAAGCUGUCCAAGAAAGAAAUACAUAUGCAACAAAUGUGUGGAAACGUGUUAAAACAAAGCUAGAUGGACGUGACCCUGAUCCAAAUAAAAAGUCCAGCAUUGUAGAACAGGUUGAUUUUGUUAUCAAGGAAGCAACCAACCUGGAAAAUCUAGCAGUUCUAUAUGAAGGUUGGACGCCAUGGGUGUGAUUCUCUAAUCCAGUACCUCCUGUGUGAGGUCCAGUUUCAUAUGUGCGAGUAAAGCAGUCAAUCAUAUUGACCUGCUCCUUCACUGUGGACGAGAGGGCGUGCUUGUUAUUGUCAUUGUCUCGCCACUACUCGUCCCUCAUUCAACGCAGGGCUCGCCCUAUUACUACCAAAGUGCGGCUUCAUGACCAAUAAUUGCCGGCAAGAAUCCUUCGAGCAUCCGA
Molecule: messenger RNA, 11069 nt
Organism: Uloborus diversus
Lineage: Eukaryota; Metazoa; Arthropoda; Arachnida; Araneae; Uloboridae
Gene: nonC
Product: serine/threonine-protein kinase SMG1-like
Exons: 75
Coding region: 1-10848 (3615 amino acids)
Biological process (GO): nuclear-transcribed mRNA catabolic process, nonsense-mediated decay; phosphorylation
Cellular component (GO): nucleus
Molecular function (GO): protein binding; protein serine/threonine kinase activity
Source: RefSeq, a predicted model, not a curated record